AUGCAAACUGGUUUCGACACUGACUUGACUUUGCAGAACACUCUCCUGAGCAUGUAUGGGAAGUGUGGAAUGCUCGACAAGCUGCACGACAUGUUCUACAUUAUAGAAGCUCCAGACGCUGUCUCCUACAACUCGAUCAUCUCGGCUCUUGGUCACAACUCCCAGCCAAGGCAAGCUCUCUUUUUCUUUCGGUGCAUGUUGCUUGAUGGCAAUCUACUGAGUCUAAUCACAUUCAUCUCUGUCGCUCACGCUUGCGGGUGUAUAGGCGACCCUAGGCCAGCUGUGGCUCUCUGUUCGCUGAUUCGAGAGUGUAGCGGAGUCACGACCAGCGAUUCGGUUUUGAGAUCGGCUAUAGUUGCAAUGCAUGGAAGAUGUGGAGAUGUGGAAGCAGCAAGGGAGGCUUAUGAAUCUUAUGCAAAGGACGAGCUAAACUGCACGUCAAUGGCGAGGGCGGCGGUGCUGGGGAAGCUAGAGAUUGAUCGAUCCCAAGAUCUAGCCUACAUUCCAGGUGUCCAGAUGGUGAUGCGCAGAGCCGCCUCGGCCAAGGAAGACAUCGACGCAUUUAGCGAUGCAAAUGAAUGGGAGUGUUUUGAGGAUGGAGACGACAAGCCAUAUGUAUGCAAGCUUGAGAAUGUCCUUGCUCACCCCCUGGAUGGAGUUUGCGAUCAGCAAUUUUUCAAUAAGGCAGCUCUGAAUCAAUGUAGGAUCAGAAUUCACAACCGUGAAAUCGAUUUAGAAAAUCAGGUGCAGAAUGAAGUGCUGCCACGCAGACUAGAGAACCAGAAGCUCAAGCUUCUAAACAUGAAGUAUAGCCACAUCAAGGACGAAGAGAGCCAAAAAAUAAAAAUCCUGCAAGAGAAAGAGGAAAUGCGAACUAAGGAGCGAGAACAGAAGAAGAAAAAGACUGAGCCUUUAGCCCUCGUUAUUGCGCAGCAAGAGCAUGAAGAAAGAGAACUAGAAACUCUGCACGAGCAUGAAGAAAGAGAAAGAGAAACUCUGGUGGAGGGAGAAAGCCAAGAACAGCAAGAAAGAACUCGCAUGGAUGGAAAUGCGGACAAAGAAAAAGAGAAGGAUAAGGAUGAAGCUAUGGGUGACAAAGCGGACGACCAGGUAGACCUUAAGCCAAAUGAAAAGCUAAAGACUAAUUGCUAA
Messenger RNA from Selaginella moellendorffii, 1152 nucleotides. RefSeq names its product pentatricopeptide repeat-containing protein At5g04780, mitochondrial-like. Lineage: Eukaryota; Viridiplantae; Streptophyta; Lycopodiopsida; Selaginellales; Selaginellaceae. Gene Ontology annotation, molecular function: protein binding; RNA binding. The transcript has 7 exons. Gene Ontology annotation, biological process: RNA modification. The record is from RefSeq and is a predicted model, not a curated record. The coding region runs from base 1 to 1152 and encodes 383 amino acids.